GAAAUACAACCACAGAUUAUGAUAAUUGAGAAUUGAUUAUAGAAACUGAGCAGCCAAAUGAAUAUUAGAGAAUCAAGUCAAAAUAAGCCAACUCAACAACUAACAUAAGUUCUCCACUUACUAUCUCUCUAAAUUCAUAGAUCAGCCGAAAGCGUAGCAGUUGCCGGCGAAAAAAUGGAAAAACAUUUAAUUCAACCGGCAGUGGCUGCACUUGUUUCAUCGGUAAUCGCCAUUAGAGCUCACAAACGGAAGUCUCUCAACUUGUCCGGCGCCAUUUCUGGAUUCAUUGUCAUGUUUAUUCACCUUGCCGUUAAUUACAGGUUUGGAGCAAUGUUGCUGGUGUUCUUUUUUACUUGUUCAAAGUUUACCCGAUUUGGAGAAGAUAGAAAGAGGAAACUUGAUGCUGAUUUUAAAGAGGGUGGUCAACGCGAUUGGAUUCAAGUCUUCUUCAACAGUGGCAUUGCUACCCUAUUGGUUCUGACUGCAUGGAUGUUGAUUGGGUCACAGGACAAGUGUCUGGAUUCAAAAGAGUCACGCAUAAUAACAUCUUUAAUUGGUGGUAUCAUUGGUCAGUAUUGCUGCUGCAAUGGGGACACAUGGUCUUCAGAGCUUGGGAUACUUAGUAACGAGGAGCCUCGGCUUAUUACAACCUUCAAGCCUGUUCGAAGGGGUACAAAUGGUGGAGUGACAAAAGCAGGACUCUUGGCUGCAGCAGCAGCAGGCGCUGUCAUUGGAUUCACAUUUGUAGUCCUGGGAUUUUUCACUACAAAAUGCACAUCUGAUGUGACUGUAAAGCAGCUUUUGGUGAUACCGCUUUCUGCACUGGCUGGAGUAUGCGGUAGUGUUAUUGAUUCUUUAUUGGGAGCAACACUGCAAUUCAGUGGAUUCUGUACUGUUCGGAAGAAGGUGGUUGGGAAGCCAGGGCCAACUGUGAAGAGAAUAUCUGGUCUUACUGUCCUUGACAAUAAUACCGUGAACCUCGUAUCGAUAUUGCUGACAACAGCUAUAACCUCAUUUGCCGCCUUAUGCAUUUUCUGAGUGUAUCCACCCGACUCAAUAUAAAUUCUGCAGAAUUUUGUAUUCAUCGUUCAACAAUGUAGAGGAUUCUGACCAUGCAAUAAAUGCUACUUACUUUCAGAAUCCAUAUCGA
This is a messenger RNA of Nicotiana attenuata, 1150 nucleotides long. RefSeq names its product protein PGR-like. The record is from RefSeq and is a predicted model, not a curated record. Lineage: Eukaryota; Viridiplantae; Streptophyta; Magnoliopsida; Solanales; Solanaceae. The transcript is spliced from 5 exons. Bases 175 to 1038 code for a protein of 287 amino acids. Gene Ontology annotation, cellular component: membrane.